Morus notabilis is the source of this 1458-nucleotide messenger RNA. Its product is annotated as ERBB-3 BINDING PROTEIN 1. Lineage: Eukaryota; Viridiplantae; Streptophyta; Magnoliopsida; Rosales; Moraceae. The record is from RefSeq and is a predicted model, not a curated record. Bases 147 to 1334 code for a protein of 395 amino acids. The transcript is spliced from 10 exons.
UGUAUCGAAACCCUAGCACUACCGAGCUACCUUUUCUGCUCUACAUUUUUCCAUUUCUUAAACCCUAGAUUCUUCAUUCCCGAGCUCAGUCUCUUCGCCGUCAACCGAUAUUUGAUAUUCGAGAGCGAUUUCAGAGCUUCGAAACGAUGUCGGACGAUGAAAGGGAGGAGAAGGAGUUGGAUCUCACUUCUCCGGAGGUCGUCACUAAAUACAAAAGCGCCGCUGAGAUUGUUAAUAAGGCUUUGCAGCUAGUAUUAUCCGAAUGCAAACCUAAAGCUAAAAUCGUGGACCUUUGUGAGAAAGGGGAUUCAUACAUCAGAGAGCAAACUGGUAACAUGUACAAAAAUGUUAAGAAGAAGAUUGAAAGGGGUGUUGCCUUCCCAACUUGUGUUUCUGUGAACAAUACUGUCUGCCAUUUCUCACCUCUUGCAAGUGAUGAGUCUGUGUUGGAAGAUGGUGAUAUUGUGAAGAUUGAUAUGGGUUGUCAUAUAGAUGGAUUCAUUGCUAUAGUUGCACAUACUCAUGUUCUUCAAGAAGGACCAGUGACAGGAAGGGCAGCUGAUGUCAUUGCGGCUGCUAACACUGCUGCUGAAGUGGCCUUGAGGCUUGUAAGGCCAGGAAAAAAUAACAAAGAUGUAACAGAAGCAAUUCAGAAGGUUGCUGCUGCUUAUGACUGCAAAAUUGUUGAAGGUGUUCUUAGCCACCAGUUGAAGCAGUUUGUGAUAGAUGGGAACAAGGUUGUAUUGAGUGUAUCCAAUCCAGAUACAAGAGUUGAUGAUGCGGAAUUCGAAGAGAAUGAAAUCUAUGCAAUUGAUAUUGUCACAAGCACGGGUGAUGGAAAGCCUAGGCUGUUGGAUGAAAAGCAAACAACUAUCUAUAAGAGAGCCGUGGACAAGAACUAUCACCUGAAGAUGAAAGCUUCGAGGUUUAUUUUCAGUGAAAUAAACCAGAAGUUCCCUAUCAUGCCAUUCACUGCUAGGGCUUUGGAAGAGAAAAGGGCUCGGCUGGGUUUAGUGGAGUGUGUUAACCACGACCUUUUGCAGCCGUAUCCUGUUCUUCACGAGAAGCCUGGUGAUUUGGUUGCUCAUAUCAAAUUCACAGUUUUGCUAAUGCCAAAUGGAUCAGACCGGAUUACAUCCCAUCCUCUGCAGGAACUGCAGCCAACCAAGAUCAUAGAGGACCCUGAAAUCAAAUCCUGGUUGGCUUUGGGCAUUAAGACAAAGAAGAAAGGUGGUGGCAAAAAGAAGAAAGGUAAGAAGGGUGAGAAAACAGAGGACUCCACAGAAGCCGAGCCUAUGGAUGCAGCAACAAAUGGUGCUGAAUCUAAAGAAUGAGUGCUUUUCUAAAAAUAUUUUAUUUUGACCCUUUUGUCAAUUUUGGUACUUUCGUCUUCUUCACUCCAUUGUAUCUGGUUGGAUAUGAGUUGGUUUAAUAUAUAGUAUCAGACAUUUGUUCCGA